Molecule: messenger RNA, 1237 nt
Organism: Galendromus occidentalis (western predatory mite)
Lineage: Eukaryota; Metazoa; Arthropoda; Arachnida; Mesostigmata; Phytoseiidae
Product: cathepsin L1
Exons: 5
Coding region: 43-1068 (341 amino acids)
Biological process (GO): proteolysis
Molecular function (GO): cysteine-type peptidase activity
Source: RefSeq, a predicted model, not a curated record
AGUGUCCAGUCAUCGGCGGCCGUGUUGAGGCCCAGCUCCAGCAUGCGCUUCCAGUAUUGUUCGUGGCUUCUGGUAGUCUUCCCUCAGCUCAGUGUCGCAGAUGAUAAACUUCUCCAGUACAAGACUCACUACGCCGACGAAGUGCGAUCUCUCAGACGCUUUUAUUGUCGUUCAGAUGGAUCGAUCCCGACUGAAACCCUCCGGAUGAUUCCAUGUCAGAAUCAGCGUUUUUCCGAGGUGGAGAGACUCAUCAUUUCGAACAACGCCGAUCCGAGGUCUAAAAUUGCCUUGAGGUUCUACCCCGAGAGCCUCUACAGUCGAGAAGAAUUCGCUCGUCGUCGGCUCGGGUUCAUCCCGCAGAACUUGAAACCCAACAAGCUCGUCAUACCGAAGAAACCCUCGAAAAGAAGCGCCGACCAAUACCUGAAUUACGCGGAUCUCGGUUACGUCACUCCUGUGAAGGAUCAGGGCGAUUGCGGAGCCUGCUACAGCUUCUCGGCCAUGGCUGUCUUGGAGUCCGCGAUUUUAAGACACUACGGGGCGAAGAAAGAUUUCUCGGUGCAACAGGGACUGGAUUGUACGUUCCAUCGCUACGACCUCAUGAACUACGGCUGUCAAGGGGGUCAUCCAUUCUACGUACUCUUGCACGCGACUAGAUACGAGAUCGUCAAUGAGACCCAAUACGGAUACAGGAACCGUUUGGGGACGUGUCAAAUAAGCGAAAAAAAGCAAAUACUGGAUCUGACCGCUGCCGUCGUGUCGCUCGAUAAUUCCGACGAAGCACUGAAGCAAGUUCUGCGGGAGCUCGGACCCGUUUCCGUGGCGGUUGCCGUCGGGGAGUCGUCCUUUAAACACUAUGCGGGGGGCAUCAUCACCGAAUGUGGCAACGAACUGGAUCACGCCGUACUUCUUGUCGGUUACAAAGAUACGUCGGAAGAAUCGUAUUGGAUCAUCAAAAAUUCUUGGGGUUCGAAAUGGGGAGAAGGGGGUUUCGCGAGAAUCAAAAUGGGAUCAUCAUGCAACAUCGCGCUUGACAAUCCUAUAGGCGUUCUAGUUAAUGCCUACUGACAGCGUGUCUGAAAGGUGUUCCAGCCGGUAUUACCGAGAAAUCACUGAAAUAAUUCCGCCUGAUUCGGCCGUAGUUGAGUUUUCGCUCAAGCCGUUGACUACAUUAUAGAGAGACCAAUAAUUCAAAGCUCGAAUCAGCUCGUAAUUUCGUUUUUUUUAUCGAGGGAAA